GAACAGAAAAAACCUAAAAAAAGAACGAAGCCACGGAGAAAGAAAGAAAUAGAUCUUUGGGAGCCUCAACAUCUUUUUUUUUUUUUAUGUUGCAUGGUGUUCCUCAUCGAAGCCAUAUCAAGGAGUGCUUCUAUUCGUUUUCCUCUUCAGCUACAAGGAAAGAAGAAGAUCUUAUGAGACGUUUAGUCUCUCAUUGAAGAAAACGUUGCUGGUCUUUUAUAUUAUUAGACAGGGCAGAUGGAUGAAACCAAUGCGGCAAAGUUAAGUGGAAUCAGACAGAUCGUGAGGCUAAAAGAGAUUCUGCAAAAAUGGCAAACCGUUACCAUAGGGCCCAAGUCAGAUGUCCCUCCAUUAGCAGCUGGAAAGGAAGCUGCGGCAAUGAUCUCACCGGUUAUCAACAAGAGGCUAUUUGCCGUCAAGAACUGCGACUCGGAUGAGGAAAGCUGCCAAAGCCCUGAGCCUCCCGCUGAUGUUCCCAAAGGGUAUCUUGCGGUUUAUGUUGGCCCGGAGCUAAGGAGAUUUAUCAUACCGACAAGUUAUCUUAGCCACUCUUUAUUCAAGGUGUUGCUUGAGAAGGCUGAGGAAGAGUUUGGGUUUGAUCAGAGUGGUGCCCUCACCAUCCCUUGCGAGGUUGAGACUUUCAAGUUCUUGAUUAAAUGCAUGGAGAAUAAUCCUAAAGAUUAUCACCCUGAUGACAUCUCUGCUGAGGAUGCAGUAGCAGAAAAUGAAGAGUAAAUACAAAUCUUGUGAAGAAAAACUCUCAAAAACUUUUCUUUUGUUAUUAUGAUUAUUGUUAUCCUUUAUUAUUAUUUUUCAUUUUAAUCAUGGGAAUUGUUAGGGAUCAUUACUUUGGGGUGUUGUUCUAAAAUCGGAUAAUCUUUGUAUUUUCUUGGUUUUUAUU
Eruca vesicaria subsp. sativa (arugula) is the source of this 901-nucleotide messenger RNA. Lineage: Eukaryota; Viridiplantae; Streptophyta; Magnoliopsida; Brassicales; Brassicaceae. The record is from the annotation of a GenBank genome assembly.